Galleria mellonella (greater wax moth) is the source of this 6539-nucleotide messenger RNA. RefSeq names its product PR domain zinc finger protein 1 (gene Blimp-1). Gene Ontology annotation, cellular component: cytoplasm; nucleus. Gene Ontology annotation, biological process: regulation of transcription by RNA polymerase II; cell fate commitment. Gene Ontology annotation, molecular function: RNA polymerase II cis-regulatory region sequence-specific DNA binding; histone deacetylase binding; DNA-binding transcription repressor activity, RNA polymerase II-specific. NCBI's taxonomy places the organism in Eukaryota, Metazoa, Arthropoda, Insecta, Lepidoptera, Pyralidae. Bases 502 to 3684 code for a protein of 1060 amino acids. The record is from RefSeq and is a predicted model, not a curated record. The transcript has 9 exons.
GGCGUAGGGUUAGUGCGACGCGCUCCGUGGCUAGACGUGGGGCAGGUCGGCAGCACGCUCGCGGCGCGGCGGCCUCCGCGUUGCAUAAUGCACAUCGUACUCGGCCGGCGAGUACGGCGAGGAUUCCCUAGUGCACGGCCCGCGCCAGCUCGCUGACUGUAGCUGCUAGCUCUAUCGCCCGUGCUGCACGUGCAAAUCGGCCGUGGUGCCGACAUGAGAGCGGCUCGUCGGCUACGGCCUCUCGUUCCACUGCUGGCGCUCCGUAUACUCCUCGAGUACCUCAAGUCGCUUGACGUCGCUCUUCCAUCGUAAACAACUGGAAUACUUUCAACUACACGACACAUACCAAAGACGAUAUACUCAUUAUUAAAUUAAGCUUAAUGAACAAACUACCCACAAUGAUAGAAGAAUGACAUGAACAAUGAAUAUUCGUUGUACAAAAUCAUUCAACCUAUGAAACAGAUGUACUUUUUCUUCUGAAAGUUUAACCAAUACUUCAAAAUGAGAUUGUCGAACGAGGAGGUACCAACAACAACAGUAGUAGGCCGCACUAAUAGCCCUAGCGGUACGGGCGCCGUAAGCACCGUGCCUAGUGCAGGCGCAUAUGAUGUGACUCGUAUGCGAGAAGAGGAGUUCGAAAGGCUCACGGUGUACAUAGUGCCAGAUGUCCCAUGCGAAAGAGGGACUCCCAACAGAGCAGAAAGAACACUCCCGCGCAGCCUGACUCUCAGACCAUCUGCUGUACUAUCCACACCCAAUACUCCGACGGAAGGUGUUUGGAGCAUUGGAGUCAUUCCGCGCGGUACCCGUUUUGGGCCCUUUGAAGGCUCAAGGACGCCUAAUAAACCCAAUGAUAAAGUGUCUUGGAGAUAUUACUGGAGGGUGCAGGAAAAUGUCAGACACCAUACUUACGGAAAUAUAAAGAUAUUUAAAGAUAGCGACUACUAUUACCUGGAUGGAUCCGACACAAGCAUCGCGAAUUGGAUGCGCUACGUUGCGUCCGCCUACUCGUUAUCCGUGAUGAAUCUGGUUGCCUGCCAGCACCAGGAACAUAUUUACUUUUACACAAUCAGGGAUAUUAUGCCUAAUGAGGAGCUAAUGGUCUGGUACUGCAAAGACUUUGCAACGAGGCUGGGGUAUGAUAUAGAUCCUGAGCGCGCUACAUAUUCGAUAUGUAAAGAAGAAACUAUAAAGAAAGCAUAUGGCUUACCACCAGCACCAGUGCAUCCUGAAAUUGCAUUUAACCAUAUGAAAUACGUUCUAGGAUUAACAAAUGCCAAGGAACUUCUAGAAGCUGAGAUUCCAAGUCGUCGAAGGAAACGCGAAUUGAAUGAGAAUCCACCUUUGGUACAACGAGAAGAUUCAAGAAAUAAAAAUGAUAGACUAAUAGUUAAUAAAAAUGAUGUACCUCCAAAUAUAAUUCACAAUAAAACUGAAAAUCUUGUCAUAAGUGAACAAACACCACUAUCGCCUAUUGGUUUAAUGCAACCACCAUCGCCAGUUAAAAUUCAACAUAGAGAUCAAACAUUAAUUCUACAUCAACAGAAAGAAAGCACAUCCCAUGUAAUAAUACAUCAGUUAGAAAAUCCAAGGGUUCAUGGUAAUAGAUCACCAGUACAAAAUCAACAUGUUAGAGAUAUUCGAGGACCAUCGCCAAUGGGACAAAAUCAUCAAGAAAAAAUGGGAAACAAAUCUCCAACUCUAUGUCAUUCUGGACCACCUCACUAUGAGCACCAACUAACACCCAAUGACGAAGGAUAUCAUAGUAAUGGCUAUCAUGAUGAUUUUACCCCACCAGAAGAUUCUAGCGACUCUGAUGUUGAAAAUUAUGUUUUAGAUUGCUCAAACAAAACCAACGAGCCCAAGGAAACUGUAAUAGUUCAAAAAAUUGACCAAGAAAUGCAUCGUAAUGAGUACAGAAAAGUAAAAAUCAAGAUGCCUAGAGCUUAUCAAUAUCAAAACCAUAAAGACAUGGACUGCGAAAGCGAAAAAGAACUUAUAAUAGCUGAUGAGACUUCCAAUAUUACUCCUCAAAAUUUGUCGCCACCUCGUCGAGAUCCAGCUACAUCUACGGUGAUCGUUCUUGAAUCAUCGCAAAAUACAAUACUACCUAUUAACAAACCAUAUUACGAAGACGGAACUAUUUCACCUAGCCCUCAACCAGCUUUCAUGAGGUAUUCUCCACCAGAUACUCGAAUUCUUGAAACUAUACUGACUGGAAAUAGAAUAGAUACUAAUAACAAUGACCCAAACCGGCGUCAACCUAAUGCUACGCCACCACCAUCAUCUCCGACUGAAAUGGCAUAUUCAUACAAAAAGAGUCAAAGAUACGGCAAUGCCUGCAGUCCUGAUUCCAGUUCAAAUCUUACACCUUUACCUUCGUUAUUACCUCUUCCACAACAAUUACCGACACCAACUACCGCAUCGGUUUAUUCAUCUUCACCGCCCCAUACUAUUCCACAUACAACUGAAAUUAGAGAAAUAAGAGAAAUUCGUGAAAUAAGAGAAACUAGAUAUGAAAGCCAUUAUCCAAACUAUUCGUAUAAUAUUUAUUCACCACCGAAUUCUACCAUAAUCACUCAAUUAGGAUCGCCACCUAAUACCUAUUCACCUACAGUAACAUCAUCACAUCAAUAUGAAAGACCUCAAAAUGGUCAAAGCAAUCAUCACUAUCCGUCAUCAACAAGUGUAAUCACAUUAAAAAAUUGUUCACAAUUAAGUUUAAUCCAGAACUCGAAUGUGAAUGGUCAACUGGUACAACAACACGGUAGUAUGAGUCCUGAUGAAUCUUGCGGUUUAAUGGUCGCUCCCAUGAGUCCAAAUUCACAAGCAUCACGUGGUUACAGAAGUUUACCAUAUCCUUUAAAGAAAAAAGAUGGCAAAAUGCAUUAUGAAUGUAACGUAUGCUGUAAAACUUUUGGUCAAUUGUCAAAUUUAAAAGUUCAUCUAAGGACUCACUCGGGUGAGCGACCUUUCAAAUGUAAUGUGUGUAAUAAAUCGUUUACACAACUAGCACAUCUUCAAAAACACCAUUUAGUACAUACCGGAGAAAAACCUCAUCAAUGUGAUAUUUGCAAGAAACGAUUUUCUUCAACAUCGAAUUUAAAAACGCAUUUACGCUUGCAUUCUGGACAAAAACCGUAUGCAUGCGAUCUAUGUAUGCAAAAGUUUACUCAGUUCGUUCAUUUAAAACUGCACAAACGGCUACACACAAACGAUAGGCCAUACGUCUGUCAGGGCUGCGAUAAAAAGUACAUAAGCGCUUCUGGACUUCGCACUCACUGGAAAACUACGAGUUGCAAACCAAACAAUAUCGAAGAGGUUCUUGCAAUUACAAACGCUGCCAACACUGAAUGUAUCGGUUCUGUCGACAAAGACUGCCACGAGAGAGAGGUGCACGAGGCAUACGAAGUGCACUCUCCAUCGCAGGGAGGGCUGAUUGGGACCGGUGGGGCGCGUGUUGCGAUGUCACACAGCGAAGUCAUGCUGGGUGGACACGCGCACACGACCACACCGCAUCUGGUGACGGGGCACGGGCAGCUGUCGCCAGUACACACGCCGCAGUACCGGUCACUGCCGCCACCGGAACACGAGCCGCCACCGCAGCACUACAGCCCUGCGACGGGCGAACCCCGCCCCAGUGUCAUCGAAUCCAGCCAACCACUUAUUAUAGAGUGUACCUGAGCUCAGGUGACGCUGCUGCCGCCCCACACCCUUGUCGGACGUGUUUCCCCGCCGCACUAUGUGAUUUCACUCUUGUGAUCAAGCGAAAGUAUUUUGUGUAUAAACAAUUCUAAGACGAGUGUCGAUUCGUCCUGUAUUCAGUGGCUAUGAGAUUACGAUAUGAACGUUAAGUUGUAAAUUGUAAUAUAUAAGUACGAUGCGAUAAUAAUAAGUACCACUUAAGUACUAAGUACUUGCGUAGAUUAGGUCCUUUAGGAAGAAUGUACUAUAUUAUAUUAAUCAUACUGCAUAUUAUAUCUAAGGUUUCUGCAGCCCUUGUUAUAAUUAAUGCUCAAUUUUUAUACAUAAACUUAGGAUUCUAUUGUAAAUAGGAGUUUUAUGACAUCGACUUUAUUUAAUUUGAAAGGUAUCGUUAUAUCUAUUGUAUAUAUUGUCAUCAUGUAUGUACGGUUGGCACGUAGCCAGGAUCAUAUUGUGUAAAUAAAGCAACACGUAUAUAUUACAAUCAUAUACUUGUAAAAUUACUAGCAAAAGUUCAAAUAAUCCAAUUAUAAGUACACUUCUAAAAAGCAUCUUAAGCACAGUAAAAUACGAUAAAUAAAAUAUUUCUAAACUGUCACCAAAGAUAAAGUCUUCGGACAAACAUUGGCAUAAACGUACUUACUGUACUUAGAUAAGAUGCUUUUGUUCUGCAGUCUUGAGCAAAAUCUAGAUCUGGUAAUGUUUAUUUGCCUACAGUCAAAUCUUAAUGACAGUUAUUUUUAUAAUGAAAUUCUGAAACUGAUUAGUGGUAAGUGCCAAAAGCACGAUUUAUAUUUUAAGUUAUCCUAAAGAAAUGUUGGUAUAGAAUUUUAAAUCGUUGUUCCUAAUGAAUAAUUGGAGAGUAAGCACGUAUGUGCAACAAUUUAAUUCUAAUGUUAUUUAGAUUAAAUGUCGAUUUUAAUCGACAUUUAAAUAAUAAAUUGUGUACAUUAUCCCUACGCUAGAACAAAUGGUGCUUCACAUCGUAGAGUAGUAGUCGUUCACGUCAGCCACCUACGUACUGACGGACUAUUACAUGUAAUAUUUAAUAAUUACACCGAGUCUACUAGUUACUAUUUUAUAUUCCAAAUUUCAAGUUAUUAUAAUUCUCCUAAUCGAAAAGGCUGAGAUAAAUAUAUGUUAUAUUGGGCGAAUGAACGAAAGAAGUUGUUUGCAUGACGUGUAAGUGUCGAGCGCAGAGUUCACGUUGGAUUCUAGUAAAUAAUAGCUUAUACGUGAUGUAAAACCAAACGAUAGCUUUUUGUAUAUUUCUAUUGUUCGUACGAUUAAGACUUUUACAUACAGUUUCCUGUAGAUUUAUUAACUGUAAUAUUUUUUACAUAUUUACCUACAAAGAAAUCAUUUUUAUAAUAAGUACUCUUACAUAAAUCCUUUGGUAGUUUUUAAUUUCUGAGUUGCAUAAUAUAUCAAUGUUGUCGUUUACUUUAAAUGAAUCUACGAAUAACGUAAGACAAUACAAUAUUAUAAUAAGUAACUUCUAAACAAAAAAUGUACUCGGUUUAUAAACACAUUUGAAGCAAAAAAAAAAUAUAAAAUUAAUUAUGAAAAAAUUCAAAAAGUAUUGAGCUUACAAGUUAUUCAAAGGUUCAUUUUAUGUGUGUAUACAAAAUAUUUUGCCAAUCUUUCUUGUCGUUACAUAUAUUUGCAAUUUAAAUAGAAUUCGUAUAUUUUAAAUAAAACGUACAGGGUUUAUACAAAAAGCAUCAAACAAUUGUUUAUAAAACAGUGAAAUGUUUCUUAAUACGAUAAUUGAUUAGAAGAUACAUUCGAUAAAUGUAGCAUUCUAUAUAACCAAUUUUAAAUUUAUAUUAAUUUAAAAUUAAAAGAGAUAUUUUAAUCAAAAACAGUGUUACAUGGUUUACUAUUUAAAAAAAAAAAAAAACAAAAUAAUAAUUUGCGCAUCACAACAAUUAAAAUGUUUAUAUGACAUCUCAUAAAACUAGUAUCUACUUGCCAUAUGAGAGAAUGAUGCCUUUAAGAUAUUCAUAGAUACUUCCUAAUAGUGUGUACCGCUUGUAAAAUAACUUCCAAAGUCGAAAGAAUAGUAUUCUACUGUUAUGUCCAUAAAUGCAUGCUUCCAUAUUUAACACAACUUUGUGUAGCAUCCUAUUUGGAAAAUGUACGAGUAUAUUAUUAAUCUCAGUCAUAUUCAUAAGGAGUUCUGUUAUACAAAUUCUUGUCAUUCCUUGUUAUUAUUCUAAGUUACUUUUUUAAGAAAUUUUAAAUUGCUAUAUGUACUUAUUAUUGUACCUAUUUGAUUUCUUUAUUCAUAGUAAACAACAGGGUAAUCAGAUACGAGUAUGUGCAGUUAAUAAAUAAAUAUUUUUAAUGCGAUACAUUUACUUUAUUUUUUCUAUAUUUAUACGGUUACUCUGUUGAUUUUAUGAUACUGGAUAAAAGAUACAUGAAAGCGCAGUUGUACCUACCUAAAUAUUAUUUAUCUGUAAAUAGUUUCGAUGAGUUUUUAUCAAAUGGUAUAAUUCCAAACCAUCUAUAUGUGUACUAUCAGUCAUUAACAAUGUAUCAAUAUUUGUAUAAAUAAUAACGCCUAAGAAAGAUAAAUCAAACAUGCAUAGUGUAUGCAUUAUCUACUUAUGGUACAGAAAAUUAAUGAUAUACAUUAUUAUCACUGUAUGUAUUCUUCAGCUACUAAUAUUUAUGAAUAUAAUGGACUCGCAUACAACUUAUAACGAGUAUUAUAAUUACUACACAAUGCGUCAGAUCUUACCUAUUGUAAAGACAUGUAAUUUUGUACACCUCGAUCGAUAAAUUGUUUUACAACACCAAAUCCAUUAAACAGGAGUAAAAAUAUA